Anguilla rostrata (American eel) is the source of this 2067-nucleotide messenger RNA. Its product is annotated as alpha-1,3-galactosyltransferase 2-like. Gene Ontology annotation, molecular function: hexosyltransferase activity. The coding region runs from base 319 to 1338 and encodes 339 amino acids. The transcript is spliced from 7 exons. Lineage: Eukaryota; Metazoa; Chordata; Actinopteri; Anguilliformes; Anguillidae. Gene Ontology annotation, cellular component: membrane; vesicle; Golgi apparatus. The record is from RefSeq and is a predicted model, not a curated record. Gene Ontology annotation, biological process: carbohydrate metabolic process.
CUUUCCACCGGGAGGUGAACAGAGAAAUUAUUCAUUUAACAAAACAAAUGGUGCAUCGUUAGUACUUAAUGCAUCCUUAUAUUUCGCACUGUUUUCAGUGGUCUUUUUAGCUAGGUUACCCAGCCCCGCUCGAAGACAAAAAUGGAUGCACUUAACUCGCUCUCACAGACGUACGCACGGGCAUACACAGUAAAAUUAAAUCAAGAUUUGUUGCGUGUGUGUGAAGAGAAGUAGAGGGGGUGGUGCUUCUGGUAGAUUCAUUGAUGAGAGGUAUUAGUCCUCCGAAGGCAAAUCACCCAGGACACAAGACAGCGCUGCAUGAUGAGAUGGUUUCUCAAAGCACGACAUCUAUUUGUUUAUGCCCUAUUCAUCCUUGCAGUGCUCUUCAUUGCCUACAUCGGCCCCUCAUCGGUCAGGUUUUUGGAGGGAUUAAUUCCUAUGGAUAAGUGUCCUUUACUUCCUGGGCAGACACUGCGGCUGGGAGAGGCCGUGGACAACACACUGGACCUGUGGUCCAGAAGCGAUGUUCAAACGUGCACUUAUUGGGGUGCACCUGUGAUGUGGGAUGGAAUGUUUGACCCCAAAGUCUAUGACAGAGUGCACAGAGAAAAGCGUUCAUCUGUGGCACUGACUGUGUUUGCUGUUGGAAGGUACCUGGACGCCUACCUCUCAGAAUUCCUGCGCUCCGCGGAGCAGCACUUCAUGCCGGGCUUACCCGUGACGUACUACGUGUUCACCGACUCCCCGGAGCGGGUGCCCGAAGUGCGGCUGGGCCCGGACCGCGCCGUGGAGGUGGUGCGCGUGCAGAGGCACCACCGCUGGCAGGACAUCUCCAUGAUGCGCAUGAAGACCAUCACGGACGCCAUCGACCAGCUCAUCCGCCACCGGCACCAGUACGUCUUCUGCCUGGACGUGGACCAGGUGUUUGUGGGCCGCUUCGGUUCGGAGGCCCUGGGGGACUCCGUGGCCCUGCUGCACGCCUUCUACUACCACCGGCCCAAGGUCUUCUACACCUACGACACCAACCCCAGGUCCGCCGCGUACAUGGAGACCGGCGACUUCUACUACCAUGCGGCGGUCUUCGGCGGGUCGUGGCAGAGCGUGAGGAACCUGACGGAGGGCUGCUUCCGAGGCAUCGUGGAGGACCAGCGGAACCAGGUGGAGGCCCUGUGGCAGGACGAGAGCCACCUGAACAAAUACCUGUGGCUCCACAAGCCCAGUAAGGUGCUGUCUCCGGAGUACUGCUGGGCGAAGGGAGUCGGGCAUCGCAGAGACAUCCACGUCACCCGCCUCCUCUGGGCCGACAAGCACUACAGCACGCUCAGGUAUCCCACGUAGGCACCGAACUCAGUCUGCAAAAGCUAUGCAGCUCCACUUACAAAUAAUAAACAAUUGCAAAAAAAUAUUUUGGAGCUGUUCUAAGAGCAGAAAAACUAUUUUUUCCCAGAAAACUUAGAUUUUCAUAUGUGACCUUGAAAAAAGCAACAACGUUUAAAACAAAAAAAGAGAAGCACGUCAUUUCUCUGGAACUUGGAGUGGUUUUUGUGGCACGAAAAAGCUACCCACACCUUCAUGCAUACAAGCGCACACAAACGCAUACAUACACACACACACACACACACACACACACAAACAGACACACUGCAGUACUUUCCCCCCACACUCACCUAUGUUGUUUUGGUGAGGAUGGAAAUACCCUGUGAUCAAGUGAUGUUCUUCCCAGGCUCUGCAAAGUGUUUGUGGUUUCUAAUAUUUAUGGGAAUCUAUCUUAAAUUAACUGUAGGCUACUUACUGCACUCAGCCUGCAUUGUUUUUCAGGCUUGUACUCAAUACUGUAACUGCCCUGUAACUGUCAAUUUUCAGUUAGAACUCUGCUGCGAGCACGCUGUCCAAAAUAGAUCGAAUCCCACAGACCACCUCCUCUUUCUGUCUAAGAGGUGUGUGCUCACCCAGAGUUCUGUACAUGUUCAGUAUUUCUCCGGCCGUCCCUGGGAAGUCAUGGUCACGAGAAGGAUGGACGAAGCUGUAAAUAAAAUAAUAAAAUCACAAUAAACUGCUCUCCCCAAA